AUGGGUCGCAAGGCGGCACCACAGCCGCUGGCACUUUCGUCUCAGUCUUCACCCCAAACUCAAGCCCAAGCCCAAUCCGAUUCCGACGCUGCUUUACGCAACAAAGACAGCCCACUAACUGCUGAAACCGUUUCCCCGGGUGCAUCGCCAGUCGAGUCCAAAUCGCCCCGUUCUCCCCGCUCCUCUCCUUUCCACAGUCGAUUCUCACCCUUGAGAAAUCAGGCUGGAAAGCAAAAGAACAAGAACUUAUCACACACGACUGCAGCAUUGGCAGCUGUAACCAUAGAAGGAGAAUCGUCACCCUCAUCGUCCACGCCAGCGUCAGCAUCAGCAUCAGCAUCAGCGCCUGCGACUGCACAACGACCAUCGACUUCCGCAGCGUCGACCGAACGGAGCAGCAGAGAAGAGUCCACUCCACGACCACCCUUGCGACAUACGCGCGAGGACCCCUCGACUUAUCCUUCCAUCUCAUCUACGUUAGAAGAGCGACUACCUGACCCACCCGCGACAACUGCAACUUCUUCGCAGCCCCAAGUACGACCACCUACCUCGGGCGGACAGAAGAAGGGUUCCAAGAACGGCUUCUUCAACUUUAACAAACAAUCCAAGGCUUCCAACCAAUCUCAGCCCUAUGUCCACCGUCGCAAGCAGACAGAGACAAGAGCCCAGGUAACGUCGAGGGGUAGUGACGGAACUAAUCGACCAAGACAAGGAGAGAAAUCCGAUUCUGCGUACCCCGAUCACACUCUUCACAAACCUAAUUCUGCCGAUCCUUUACGAAGCGACUUAUCUUUAUCAUCUGCUGGUGAUUACGAGGCUGCUUCACCACACUCUUCAGUGAGGAAAGGCAGAUCUAAACCUUUUGGCAUUUUGAAUCGCAGCCGGUCCAAUCGCGACAAGGAGGACGGUAGCCCUGAGCCGAAACCCUUCAAUUCCCCUCGCCAGGGCAACGAGCCUGAACUGCAUCUUAAUUCUGUACCAUACAAAGCCGGAAACCAAGGCAGUGAUCGGUCACUUCGAGACAUGAUGAAUUCUGCAGUCCGCAAUCGAUCUGAGGACCGCGCGCCGCGAGACACAUCUUCAACAAGAAGAGCACAACAAAACAAGGAACCAAAAACCCAGCCAUCCUCCCUAAACGAGAACGGGGGCUCUUUCUUCAAUGGCCUGAAGAGCUCGGGAACUCGCGCCGCUGGCAUGCUAAGCGAUCGCUUCUUCAAGAGUGGGCGAGGUGGUCGAGAAGAUAAGGACGCUUUGGAUGACGAGCACUAUCAGCUCAAGGUCAUCAACUUACCACUAGUUGAACAAACACGAUUGACACGAAUUUCGAAGCGCCUUGAGGACUCAAGGGAUAAGACGGAAUUCUGGAUGCCCGCCUUUCCAUGGAGAGCCAUCGACUAUCUGAACUAUAAGGGAUGUGAAGUUGAAGGUCUUUACCGUGUUCCAGGCAGCGGCCCCCAGAUCAAGAAGUGGCAACGCAAAUUUGAUGAGCAGUAUGAUGUGAAUCUUUUCAAUGAGCGUGACUUAUACGAUAUUAACAUCAUUGGCUCGAUGCUCAAGGCAUGGUUGCGAGAGCUCCCCGAUGAGCUGUUCCCAAAAGCGGCACAAGACCGAAUUGCAAAGGAGUGCGCAGGUUCGGAAGAAGUCCCCGAGCUUCUCAUUGAAGAGCUCUCAAACCUCUCCCCUUUCAAUUAUUAUCUUCUUUUUGCCAUCACAUGCCACCUCAGUCUUCUCUUGGCUCAUUCAGACAAAAACAAGAUGGAUUUUAGGAAUCUUUGCAUCUGCUUUCAGCCUUGUAUGAAGAUUGACGCAUUUUGCUUCAAAUUCUUGGUAUGCGAUUGGCGUGAUUGCUGGAGAGGUUGCAAGAAUGAGGCCAAAUUCAUCGAGGAGGAAUACGUGAUCUUUGAUCAGCCUCCGCCACGAGGUCUAGCGGAACCGACAAAGCCAAGACCCCAAGAAGAGUCGGAGGAUGAUCGGCAGCAUCUUUCCUCCUCAGGGAGCAGCAAACAGUCAGACCGCCAUAGCCCAGGCAAUCAGAGCUCAAAGCUGAAGAAAAAACAGCUCCAGAUAUCCCCCUCGAGUGGAAGCGUCACCUCGACCAACUCAUCUGCCCCAGCCACCUUGAAUGCCAACACCAACAACGAUCACGAGGUAGAAAGUCGCUCGAGCGAAAUUCGACCGUUAUCGCCUAUCAUGCCUCUAUCGCCCCUCGGCUUUUGA
Messenger RNA from Fusarium venenatum, 2217 nucleotides. RefSeq lists its product as uncharacterized. Gene Ontology annotation, cellular component: cytoplasm. Gene Ontology annotation, biological process: signal transduction; regulation of GTPase activity. The record is from RefSeq and is a predicted model, not a curated record. NCBI's taxonomy places the organism in Eukaryota, Fungi, Ascomycota, Sordariomycetes, Hypocreales, Nectriaceae.